AAGAGUUCUCAGUUUUCCCUCUCAAAUUCAUUUCUGGCGCUUCACAUUCCACACUGCUCUCUGUUUCUAGGGUUUCAAUCAAAACACCCAAACCGCCGAUUUUUCUCUCGCUUUCUUUUUCCGAUCGAUUUUCUCGCGCUUUCUCUCCUUCCAAACACUCCCAAUUCCAUCUGGUUUCAGUUCGGAAAAUGGAGACGACGACGCUGACGGAGGGAGCGAUAAUGAAGAUAUGCAGGGACGAGUAUCCGAAAGGGGAGAACUGGAAGCCAGUGUUGCAGAUACUUGAUGUGAGGAUGGUGAACACGCAGGGAGGACAACCGGUUGCUCCAGAGAAGGAGAGGUACAGGGUGGUGAUCUCCGAUGGGGCUUAUCAUCAGCAAGGAAUGCUGGGGACUCAGAACAAUGAUCUGGUCAGGCAAGGAAGGUUGCAGAAGGGAUCGCUUGUCCGCUUGAAGGAGUUUGUUUGCACUCCAGUACAAGCCCGCCUAAUCAUUAUUAUAGUUGAUCUAGAUUUGAUACUUGAAACAUGUGAUCUCAUUGGUGAACCUGAGCCAGCACCGAAAUUUGUGAAUACACCACCAUCAGGGGCAGUUACUGGAAAUCCACAAUCAUCUGUUGGGAAUAAACCUUCUGGAGGUCAGGUUAAUGAAACUGUGCCUGCAACAUCUGUAGAACAGCCUAGAAUGAAUCAAUCAUUUGGCAGUGCUUAUUCUACUAAUCCUAACUCGGGGAGAUAUGCUGCACCAGGUACACCGUCCAUUUACCCUAAAAUAGAGCCCGGUGCUGGGUUUCCUAGACCGGCUCCGGUAGGUGGGUCAUAUAGCAAUCAGAACAUGGGCUUUAAUAACCCUAGAUCUGAGGUUUCAAGACCGCCUCAAAAUUCUCAUGUCCGUGCACCUUAUCCAUCAUAUCAGCAGCCGCCUCCAAUGUACUCUAACAGAGGACCAAUAGCCAAAAAUGAAGCUCCUGCUAGGAUUUUACCAAUUGCUGCUCUGAAUCCCUAUCAGGGAAGGUGGACAAUCAAGGCUAGAGUGACAUCAAAGGGAGAACUUAGGCACUUUAACAAUCCUCGUGGUGAUGGGAAAGUAUUUUCUUUUGAUCUUCUUGAUUCUGAGGGUGGGGAAAUUCGGGUGACCUGCUUUAAUGCUGUGGCUGAUCAAUUUUACAAUCAGAUUGAAGUUGGUAAGAUUUAUAUGAUUUCAAGAGGAAGCUUAAAACCAGCUCAAAAGGCUUUCAACCACCUCCAUAAUGAUCAUGAAAUUUUUCUGGAGAGCACAUCGAUAGUACAGCCAUGCUAUGAGGAUGACAACUCUAUUCCACGGCAGCAGUUUCAUUUCCAUCCUAUAAGUGAUGUACAAGAGAUGGACAACAAUAGUGUUGUGGAUUUAAUAGGUGUGGUAUCAUUUAUUAAUCCCGCUUCUUCAAUAAUGAGAAAAAAUGGUACUGAAACUCAAAAGAGAUCACUCCAUUUGAAGGAUAUGUCUGGCAGAAGUGUUGAAUUAACUCUGUGGGGAAACUUUUGCAAUGCAGAAGGACAAAGACUGCAAAAUAUGUGUGAUUCUGGGGUAUUUCCAGUUCUGGCUGUGAAAUCCGGCAGAGUCAAUGAUUUCAAUGGGAAGGCAGUGGGAACUAUUUCUUCAAGUCAGCUCUUUAUAAACCCAGAUUUUCCAGAGGCUCACAGGCUGAAGGAAUGGUUUGACAAGGAAGGUAGAAAUGCCCCAUCAGUAUCUAUUUCCAGGGAAAUAUCUACUGUGGGUAGAACAGAUAUGCGAAAGACCAUAUCCCAAAUUAAAGAUGAGAAGUUAGGGACUUCUGAGAAGCCAGAUUGGAUAACAGUAGGUGCAACCAUUUCAUUCAUUAAGGUUGAUAAUUUCUGCUACACAGCAUGCCCUCUCAUGAUUGGCGAUCGACAAUGUAACAAAAAGGUUACAAAUAAUGGAGAUGGAAAAUGGCGGUGUGAUAGAUGUGAUCAAUCCAUUGAAGAAUGUGACUACAGGUAUAUACUCCAAUUACAGAUACAAGACCACACUGGCUUAACUUGGGUAACUGCAUUUCAGGAGGGUGGUGAGGAAGUAAUGGGUGUAUCUGCAAAAAGUUUGUAUUAUUUGAAACAUGAGGAGCAAGAUGAUGAGAAAUUUGCACAAAUUGUUCGCAAGGUUCUUUUUAACAAAUUCAUAUUCAAGUUGAAAAUUAAGGAGGAAACUUUUAGUGAUGAACAACGUGUGAAGUCAACUGUUGUCAAAGCAGAAAGGGUGAACUUUUCAUCGGAGUCUAAAUUCCUUUUGAAUUUGAUGGACAAGUUGAAAGCAGGAAAUUCGAGUUCUUCUAUCCCAAAGGUUGAAAAUAUCAUUCCAAACCCUGGUUUGAAUACCAAUGCUCCUGGAAAUUUUGGAACUAGACAGCCAACACCUGCUGACUUUGGUAACAGUGUCAAUGCAGUUAGAGAAUUUGGAACACCAGCAAAUCAAGUGGGUCAGUAUGGAAACCGAUAUUCUAGUUCAGGGUGUCCGUCAAUUGGCUCUUCUGGUAUGUAUCUGAGCUGUAAUAGCUGUGGGGGUACUGGUCAUAGCUCGAUGAACUGCCCAAGUAUAGCAAAUAGUCCAGGACUAUCAUCGGGAGGGGGCUAUGGAAAUAGAGCAUCAUCUGGCCCAAGCUUUGGUAAUUCUUCUGAUGAAUGCUAUAAAUGCCAUCAAACAGGGCAUUGGGCAAGAGACUGUCCAGGGUCAUCUAAUAUUCCUCCAUCUUAUGGAAGCGGCAGUGUUGUUCCUGGAAGAUAUGGAGGUGUUCCAAAACAGCAAGUCGGUGGCUUUUGAACUCGUUCUCAGAAGAAAAAGUUUUGUACAAAAUCAUGCAUGUGUCAUCAGUAUCAUGCUAAUCUAUGCGGUUAGUCCCCUAGUUUCCCUGCUGCAUUGCAGAGGGUUCGGACCGAGACUGUUCUUGCAGACUAGAUGAAGCAGCGGCAAAGCUUUAUUACACUGAAUAGUCAUGAUUUUGGCUCCAUAAUCCUUUUCUUUUAGGGAAGUGAAGCUUAGUGGAAAGUUUGGGUUUUGUUUUCUUAUUCCUGUAACAUAUGUUUUUUGCAUAAUAUGUACUUAGUUUUGACUAAAUUUAGGUGUUCUAGUACAGUUUUUUAGUUUUGAUUCUGUAUGUUAUUAUAAUGCCGAAUGCAAAAGUCCUGUUAAGAUCCAAAAUGCAUUGAAGGGUCUGCUUAUGAUCUCCA
This is a messenger RNA of Ziziphus jujuba (common jujube), 3220 nucleotides long. RefSeq names its product replication protein A 70 kDa DNA-binding subunit A. Gene Ontology annotation, cellular component: DNA replication factor A complex; nucleus. Gene Ontology annotation, biological process: meiotic cell cycle; telomere maintenance via telomerase; double-strand break repair via homologous recombination. The coding region runs from base 189 to 2813 and encodes 874 amino acids. The transcript has 2 exons. Gene Ontology annotation, molecular function: zinc ion binding; single-stranded telomeric DNA binding; damaged DNA binding. Lineage: Eukaryota; Viridiplantae; Streptophyta; Magnoliopsida; Rosales; Rhamnaceae. The record is from RefSeq and is a predicted model, not a curated record.